AUGGCUAUAAGGUUCUGCAGCAAGCUGGCUUUCGAGUACUGGGAUAACACCAUUGCUGCAAAUAAACCGAACAUCGCUGACCCCCAUGAUCGUCCAACUUGGAACCCUCCCCCUCCAGGCUAUGUGGCAGUCAACUGUGAUGCGGCAUGGUAUAAGCCAGAUAUCGGUGGCCUGGGAGUAGUCAUCAGAGAUGAGAAUGGUGUAGUGAUUGGAGGAUCCACAAACAGAACUAAUUGUGGUUUCGUAGAAAUUGCUGAAGCACAGGCGGUCCGCCUCGGAGUAGUGUUGGCCUCGGAUUGUAACCUAAAAAGGGUAAGAUUUCAAUCAGAUUCCCAGUUGGUGAUAUCGGAGCUCUUAUCAUCAAAGUCACACAGAAGCUGGAAAAUCUUGCCCAUCAUUGAAGAAAUUCGCAAUAGAAGUAAGGUCUUUGAAGCUGUUACUUGGGAAUGGAUUCCCCGUGAAGCGAACAUGGUUGCACACAAUGCAACCUCGCUUGCCAUGUCGAGGGUGGAUCUUAACAGAUGGGCUGACAGGCCACCACCUUCUCUAUCCCUUGUCCUGAGAAAUGAUGGUCUUCUGUGCCCACCGUCGGCGGGGGAUUUGUAA
Rosa chinensis is the source of this 606-nucleotide messenger RNA. RefSeq lists its product as uncharacterized. The transcript has 2 exons. The record is from RefSeq and is a predicted model, not a curated record. Gene Ontology annotation, molecular function: RNA-DNA hybrid ribonuclease activity; nucleic acid binding. The coding region runs from base 1 to 606 and encodes 201 amino acids. Lineage: Eukaryota; Viridiplantae; Streptophyta; Magnoliopsida; Rosales; Rosaceae.